Molecule: messenger RNA, 1319 nt
Organism: Boleophthalmus pectinirostris (great blue-spotted mudskipper)
Lineage: Eukaryota; Metazoa; Chordata; Actinopteri; Gobiiformes; Gobiidae
Gene: opn8c
Product: opsin 8, group member c
Exons: 4
Coding region: 48-1319 (423 amino acids)
Biological process (GO): G protein-coupled receptor signaling pathway
Cellular component (GO): membrane
Molecular function (GO): G protein-coupled receptor activity
Source: RefSeq, a predicted model, not a curated record
CAUCACUGGACACGCGUGGGACACGUAGCGCAGAAAGGACCGUGGCCAUGAAAGAGCGCGUGUGGCCACUGGGAUUUUCCCAUAAAAGUUCCGCGGCUCUCCAAGAGCGAGACAUGAACGAGAACUGCUCAGAAGAAGACAGAACCAGCUCUGCGUUUACUUCAAAGCUCUCACCCGGUGCAGACAUCUGCGUGGGACUCGCCAUUCUCUGCAUGGUGCUCCUGUCCAUGCUGGGGAACGGCCUGGUUCUUCUCAUCUGUUACCGACGCCGGAGGAUCUUAGUGGGGUCCGAGCUGCUGUGCGUGAACCUGGCCGUGGUGGACUUCUUCUGCUGCGUGUUCUUUUACCCGCUCUCCAUCUCUUCAUCCUUCACACACAUGUGGUUGGGCCAGAAGCUCACCUGUGUCUACUACGGCUUAGGUUGCUACAUCUUCGGUCUGUGUGGCAUGUUCACCAUCACGGCCAUCAGUGUGAUCCGCUACCUCAAGACGUGCUACAGCCUGCUCUAUGGUAAGUUCACGUUUUGGCUGGAGGGGAUGAGUGUCCGCUGGGUCUGUGCUGUCAUCUGGCUGGUAGCGGUGCUGUGGUCGUGCUUCCCACUGUUCGGGUGGGGCGAGUACGUUCCUGAGCCCUACGGCCUGUCCUGUACGGUGGCCUGGAGGGGCUACCACACCUCAGCUAAGGACGCCUUCUAUGUCAUCUGCUCGUUCGCCUGCUUCACGCUGGUGCCCGUGCUGCUCAUAGUGGUGUCCCAGGCCCUCAUCUUGUACAAAGUGUCGCGCUUCUCCUACUCUCUGUCCGUGCGGGGAAUCCGGAACAAUCUGCGGUACACGGAGAAGCGCCUGACCAUGAUGUUCUUCUGCAUCAGCCUGGGCUUCAUUAUCGCCUGGGCGCCCUACGCUGUGGUCUCCUUCCUCUUCAUUUUCCACAAAGGCAGUGGCUACAUGGCUCCAGAGGGCUUCGUGUUGCCCGCUCUCUUUGCUAAAAGCUCGCACAUCUACAAUCCCUUCAUCUACUUCUACUUCAAUAAGACUUUCCAGCGUGAGCUUCGUCAUCUGCUGGGUUCCGCAUGUCCAUCGCUGGGGGGAAACCGUGUGGGGGUGCACCUGGGCUCCAAUCCCCCAGGAGCCCACCCCAUCCAUAUCCAGAUGAUGGAGCAGCCCAAAGUGGUCAAUAAUCAGGACAGUUCUCAGCCCAAGUGUAAGGGACAGUCAGAGGAGAAUAGACCUGUGUAUGUGUGCUGGGGAUCUCUGCACUCAGACAAGACUCCAGCGGCCCGACAAGACCUGGCCAAGAGCCUGAAGCAGGACUCCAUAUGA